Zingiber officinale is the source of this 791-nucleotide messenger RNA. RefSeq names its product 40S ribosomal protein S11-like. The record is from RefSeq and is a predicted model, not a curated record. Gene Ontology annotation, molecular function: structural constituent of ribosome. The transcript has 6 exons. NCBI's taxonomy places the organism in Eukaryota, Viridiplantae, Streptophyta, Magnoliopsida, Zingiberales, Zingiberaceae. The coding region runs from base 160 to 642 and encodes 160 amino acids. Gene Ontology annotation, biological process: translation. Gene Ontology annotation, cellular component: ribosome; cytosolic small ribosomal subunit.
AAAUACUAGGAACUCGUUGCGGUCGUCCACGCUGCGCGGCGCUCUCGCUAGGGUUUCGAUUCGACGGCGACGCAGGAACUCCGCAUCCAAUUGAUCUCAUCUUCUUACCGGGCUGUCUUGCAAUCCUCGUUUGCAAAGUUCCUUCUUCUUUGAUCGACCAUGGCGGAACAGACAGAGAGAGCAUUCUUGAAGCAGCCAAAGGUGUUUCUGAGUUCAAAAACAUCUGGCAAGGGGAAGAAGCCUGGAAAGGGUGGGAAUAGAUUUUGGAAGAAUGUUGGUCUUGGCUUCAAGACACCAAGAGAAGCCAUUGAAGGGACCUACAUUGAUAAGAAAUGCCCAUUCACUGGAACUGUAUCAAUUCGUGGUCGCAUCAUAGCAGGCACUUGCCACAGCGCUAAGAUGAACAGAACCAUCAUCGUACGCCGGAACUACCUUCACUAUGUGAAGAAAUAUCAAAGAUAUGAGAAGAGACACUCCAAUAUCCCUGCACACAUUUCCCCUUGUUUUCGUGUAAAGGAAGGUGACCAUGUCAUAAUUGGUCAGUGCAGGCCACUUUCCAAGACUGUUCGUUUUAACGUGCUAAAAGUUAUUCCUGCUGGAUCGACAAGCAGUCGUGGCAAGAAGGGAUUCACUGCGGUUUGAGUUCUGAAUUUCCUUUACGAAAUUUUCCAUUUCAAAGUGAACUUAUUUUUCGAAUCAUGUUAUUCUUAUGAGUUACAACAAGAAUGCUUGUUUACUUUCCAUUUGUCUGAGACAAUAGUUUUUGGAAUAGAACUCCAUAAUUCAUAUUA